AUGAUUCAGCGUCAGAAGCGUCCUCAAUACUCAUAUGAGCAAUGCCAUCAGACCUUCAGUAAGUCCCAGGACCUGAAGGUUGCACAGGUCUCCAAGGCUCUGGAGGAGACCCAACUCUCCUCCCAUCCUCUAAUGCCUGGCGAUUUGAAGGAAGCUUCUGGGGCUGGUAUAUCCAGCACUCCUGAGGGUCCUCAGAGUUUCUGCUCCUCUUCCAUUGCUAUCAAAGCCACCUCACCCACCAAAUCGGAUGAGGGGUCCAAUAGCCAAGAAAGAGAGUAUACUCUGAGCACCUCACAGGCUGUGCUAGACCCCAAGAAUGUGCCCAUAGAUGCUCUAGAAAAGAAAGUAGCUAUGUUGGUAGAUUUCUUACUAUUCAAGUAUCAAAUGAAAGAGCCAGUAACAAAGGCAGAUAUGUUGAAGAUUGUCAUCAAAGAGUGCGAAGUCCACUUUUCUGAGAUCUUCCUUAGAGCCUCUGAGCGCAUGGAGUUGAUCUUUGGCCUUGAUUUGAUGGAAGUGGAUCACGCCAAUCACCACUAUGGCCUCUUCAUCAAAUUGGGCCUCACCUAUGAUGGGAUGCUGCAUGUUGAAAGAGGCAUGCCCAAGACCGGCAUCCUGAUGCUUAUCCUGGGUGUGAUCUUCAUGAAGGGCAACCGUGAUACCGAAGAUGAAGUCUGGGAAGUUCUGAAUGUGACCGGGAUAUAUUCUGGAAUGAAGCACUUCAUCUGUGGGGAGCCCAGGGAGCUCAUCACCAAAGAAUUCGUGAAGGAAAAAUACCUGGAGUACCGUCAGGUGGCCAACACUGAUCCUGCGCAAUUUGAGUUCCUGUGGGGCCCCAGAGCCCACGCUGAAACCACCAAGAUGAAGGUCCUGGAGUUUCUGGCCAAGAUUCAUGGGACUGACCCAAGUUCUUUCCCAUCUCAGUAUGGGGAGGCUCUGCAAGAUGAAGAAGAGUCAGAAUUUCAGGCAGGGCUGUUUCCUUCUGUAGCCACUGCAAGUUCUAGUGUCAAGGCUAGCAACUUCUCCCACACCUAG
Physeter macrocephalus (sperm whale) is the source of this 1032-nucleotide messenger RNA. RefSeq names its product melanoma-associated antigen B16-like. The coding region runs from base 1 to 1032 and encodes 343 amino acids. Gene Ontology annotation, cellular component: nucleus. Gene Ontology annotation, biological process: negative regulation of transcription by RNA polymerase II. The record is from RefSeq and is a predicted model, not a curated record. NCBI's taxonomy places the organism in Eukaryota, Metazoa, Chordata, Mammalia, Artiodactyla, Physeteridae. The transcript has a single exon.